Molecule: messenger RNA, 1022 nt
Organism: Prunus persica (peach)
Lineage: Eukaryota; Viridiplantae; Streptophyta; Magnoliopsida; Rosales; Rosaceae
Product: transcription initiation factor TFIID subunit 13
Exons: 6
Coding region: 235-687 (150 amino acids)
Biological process (GO): transcription by RNA polymerase II
Molecular function (GO): protein heterodimerization activity
Source: RefSeq, a predicted model, not a curated record
CAAUAUACUUUUGUGUCUCGUGUGGCCGUAACGAUCGAAAACGGUAAGAUAUAAAAUUGGUCCAUUUCAAAACGCUGGUAUAUAGGCGCCUUUCUGAUCUAGCAAAGCAAGUCUCUCUCUCUGUCCUGCUCCUUUUGUAAUUGGAAUUUAGCGUUCUGAAGAUCUGACGAGCGUAAUUGUUCCGUGGUGUAUGAUUAUAGUGACUUUCGGGAGCAUAUUUUCAGGGUUUAGAAGAUGAACAACCCUGCUGGAGGGCAGUCCUCAAAAUCGAAAGCUGGAUCCUCGCAGCCAUCCGAAACUUCAUUUAAGCGAAAACGGGGAGUGUUUCAAAAAGAAUUGCAGCACAUGAUGUAUGGUUUUGGAGACGAUCAAAAUCCUCUCCCAGAAAGUGUGGCACUUAUGGAGGAUAUUGUUGUGGAAUAUAUCACAGAUUUGGUACAUAAAGCCCAAGAUAUUGGAUCAAAGAGGGGAAAGUUAUCAGUUGAGGAUUUUCUGUAUCUAAUUCGCAAGGACUUUCCGAAGCUUAACCGCUGUAGAGAAUUGCUGUCUAUGAAUGAAGAGCUGAAACAGGCAAGGAAGGCUUUUGAGACAGAUGAAGAGAAGCUGAGGAAGGCUUUUGAGACUGAUGAAGAGAAGAUGAGGAAGGCUUUUGAGGCAGAUGAAGAUAAACUCGGGUCAACGGAGUGACAUGGGAGUAUUUCUACUUAAACUUGUCUCCUGGUGAUCAUUUUCUUUAGGGAAAUUGGUCUUGUUUCAUUUAAUCUUAGCCAUUUAGUGUCCAGGAUUAGAUAGCCGGAUUCAGGAAAGAUCCAACACACAACACUUGGCAGCAUUCUGAUGUUGCAGAUUGGCAUGUUCAUCUGGUAUGGUUUUACCAGAUUGGCAAGUUUCCCAACGGUUUUACCAGUCUUUUUUCUUUCUUUUUCAUCAACCUUUGUAGCAGAUUGGGAUGCUCAUGUGGUGUGGUUUUCCUUUUAAAUAGUGAUGAUAUGGUGUGGAUAAGUUGCAUUUUUCUAUAAGCA